Molecule: messenger RNA, 441 nt
Organism: Hevea brasiliensis (rubber tree)
Lineage: Eukaryota; Viridiplantae; Streptophyta; Magnoliopsida; Malpighiales; Euphorbiaceae
Product: 60S ribosomal protein L14-2-like
Exons: 4
Coding region: 1-441 (146 amino acids)
Biological process (GO): ribosomal large subunit biogenesis
Cellular component (GO): cytosolic large ribosomal subunit
Molecular function (GO): structural constituent of ribosome; RNA binding
Source: RefSeq, a predicted model, not a curated record
AUGUUUCAGACUCCUCCCGAUCUCAAUAUGCCGUUUAAGAGAUAUGUGGAGAUCGGGAAGGUAGCUCUUGUCAACUAUGGUAAACACUACAGGAAGCUCAGUGUCAUCGUCAAUGUCAUCGACCAGAAUCGAGCUACAAUCGGGACCCCUGAGAUGGCAACGGGCAAAGAAGGCUAUCGAAAAAAGAUCAAGGUGGUUGUCAUGAUGAGAAUUUUUGCUAGGAAAAUAAGUACUGGAGAAUUUCGCCAAGCUUAUUUCUAUUAUGAAUCUGGUAAGGAAGGUGAACUGAAGAUCCUACGCAAAUCUUGGGAAAAGCAAUUUAAGGAAUGCGUAAAGCAGUUUGCAGAUCAGUUAGCCCAAAGUAAGCAGCAAAUUUUGAAAAGGGAAGUAAAAAGGUUUAGAGAGGAUAUGACGGCAAUUGAGGCAAAGUAUGAAGAAUAG